AUGGAAAUCCCUAGGGUAAACUCGCACCGCUUUCUUGGAGUUAUACUAGAUCACAAACUUAAUGGCAAAUCUCACUUCAAACACCUCAUCAACAAAGGACAGAAUAUCAUAAACAUCAAUAUGGCUCUAUCUGGUAUAAAAUGGGGCGCACAUCCUGGACUGUUACUCACCAUAUAUCGCUCUGUCCUUAGAAGUUCAAUCGAAUACGGCUGCCAAUUUUUCUCAUGGAGUAUUCAAUCUUCUGAAUUCACCAAGCUUCUUCGCAUUCAAUACAAAGCUAUCAGAAAAGCUAUGGGAUAUCGGAUAUCCACACCCAUUAAUGUUAUGUUAAGCGAGGCAAGAGAACCACCGCUACACCACAGGUUCACUCUUUCUAUCUCCAAAUACAUAUACAAGGCUAUGGCACAUAAGUUCAGCCCCGCUUACCUAGCUCUAAAGCAAAUGGAUUUGGUAGCCACCAGCAAAAAUCUGAAAAUCCAAGCCAUUCAGGAUUCCUUUCAAUUCAGGAAUCUUUUCAAGGCCUAUGUCCUCUCUAGACAUGUAAAAAAAACAAUUCAUCGAUCUGCAUAUCCAACCGCUUUUUGGCACAAAUUGGAAGUCAUAUCCAGUGAGAUCAAUUAUAUUAGAGACAUGCUCGAAUGCGAUACAAAUAACCCGCCGGAAUUUAUUGCUCCACAGUUUUUACACAAAUCUCUUGAUUACAGAUUAAACGCCAUCACCAUUUACACGGAUGGCUCUAAGGAGCCUGGUAACCCCGUUGGAGCAGGGGUGUACUUAUCUGAUCUGGGCAUUAGCAUCGCGCAUAAACUUCCUGCGCAAACCUCGAUCUUUUCGGCAGAACUCUGGGCGAUAUAUCAGGCGACUCUGCUCGCCAGAGACUGUGGACAUAACAACACUACGAUCUUCAGCGAUUCUAAGAAUGCUCUGGAUGCAAUCAGCAAUAACAAAUAUUUCCAACGGAACUACAUCAUAUAUUAUAUUAAACAAUCCAUCCUGAACGCCUCCAAGGAAGGUACCAAUAUCGCUCUCUUCUGGAUUCCAUCGCACUCUGGCAUUACAGGAAAUGAAACAAUAGACUCAAUUGCUAAGGACGCUGCAAUAAAUGGCACUAUUCCUGAGUUUCGUAUACCACAUGAAGAUCUUUUCUAUGAAUCCAACAAUAAAGCUUCAGCACAGUUUAAAGACUACCUCAAGACUGCGGCUUCAUUCAAGGGAGUUCUCCACUUUGCACGUUAUCAACUACUAAGAAUACCUGGUUUGAGGACACUUCUCUUAAUAGAGAAGAAAUUGUCACGGUUAACCGGCUAA
This is a messenger RNA of Trachymyrmex cornetzi, 1308 nucleotides long. RefSeq lists its product as uncharacterized. Bases 1 to 1308 code for a protein of 435 amino acids. Lineage: Eukaryota; Metazoa; Arthropoda; Insecta; Hymenoptera; Formicidae. The record is from RefSeq and is a predicted model, not a curated record. The transcript has a single exon. Gene Ontology annotation, molecular function: nucleic acid binding; RNA-DNA hybrid ribonuclease activity.